This is a messenger RNA of Thamnophis sirtalis, 416 nucleotides long. The record is from RefSeq and is a predicted model, not a curated record. NCBI's taxonomy places the organism in Eukaryota, Metazoa, Chordata, Lepidosauria, Squamata, Natricidae.
UGUGCGUUUGAUCGUGAUGCGAGCCCUUCGUCCUGCUCGAGCGUCAACGGAGAGAUAAGGACAGAAGAGGAGGAAACGUGUUGUUAUCAAAGACUAAGAAGCCAGCUGUCCUGGCCUUGGAGCACGUGCUGGUCCACGCAGGAUAUUUUACUGCUAGAAGCAUUGUGCCUUGAUUCUCUGCAACUGGUUCAAAGACGCUCUCUGCCAAGGACUGUUGAAAAUUCUCAAAUAUUGUUGAUAUUUGGGAAACAAGGCUUAAGAAAUGGAACCACCUCAGAUGUGAUAUUGGAUGAAUACAAGUCUAAUCUCCAUUCAGUUGGUAACCAGACGGAUGCAGACCUCAUCUUGGGAAUAAGGAUGGAGGGUGACACUCCCAAGGAGGGUAAUGCUGGAGCUUUAACAGACGCCUUAUUCAG